Messenger RNA from Aspergillus thermomutatus, 3267 nucleotides. Its product is annotated as putative MFS transporter. Gene Ontology annotation, molecular function: transmembrane transporter activity; hydrolase activity, hydrolyzing O-glycosyl compounds. The coding region runs from base 1 to 3267 and encodes 1088 amino acids. Lineage: Eukaryota; Fungi; Ascomycota; Eurotiomycetes; Eurotiales; Aspergillaceae. The transcript is spliced from 8 exons. Gene Ontology annotation, biological process: transmembrane transport; carbohydrate metabolic process. The record is from RefSeq and is a predicted model, not a curated record.
AUGUUAUCGACUAGAAACCUGCUAUACUCGAUAGCAGCCUUUGCUGCUCUAUUUGACAGCAUCCACUCUCUGCUGGAUACCAGUUCCUCAUCCACCGUCGCUGUGUACUGGGGUCAAAAUUCGGGAAACACAGGCCAACAACGCCUGAGUUAUUACUGUGGUAAUCCGCAUAUCGAUGUGUUUCAACUGUCGUUUGUCACGAGAGUAUCUGGUGCAGCUGGUCUGCCAGAGAUGGACUUCGCCAACCAGGAAAGCCAGUGUAGUAUUUAUCCUGGCACGAACCUCCUAAACUGUCCUCAGAUCGGAGAAGAUAUCAAAAAAUGCCAGCAACAAGGGAAAACCAUCCUCAUUUCUAUCGGCGGAGCAACAUCAACAGAACGAGGUUUCGCUUCGGAGGCAGCAGCCAUCGAAGCCGCCAACAAGAUGUGGCAGAUCUUCGGACCCGUGAACGCAGGUAACACCGCAUACCGACCAUUCGGUGAUGCAGUCAUCGACGGCUUUGACUUCGAUUUCGAGACCAGCGUCACAAAUAUGGUGCCCUUUGCCAAUCAGCUGCGCCGCUUGAUGGAUGCUUCUGCGGACAGAAAAUACUACCUGACUGCUGCGCCGCAGUGCGUGUUCCCCGACGUAGCAGAUCAGGAGAUGCUGGAUGGAGCCGUUGCGUUCGAUGCAAUCUGGGUGCAGUUCUACAACAAUUUCUGCGGCGUGAAUGCAUUCUCCUUCGGCUCAAUGCAGCAGGGUGCUUUCAACUUUGAUCUAUGGGACGCGUGGGCUAAGAGCCAGUCCAAGAACAAGCAGGUUAAGGUCUUCAUCGGUCUGCCGGGAAAUGCAGCUUCGGCUGGAAGUGGUUAUGUUACUGCUGAGCAGCUCAGAGAGGUUGUCGCUUGGAGCAAGGCAUUCUCAAGCUUCGGGGGCAUUAUGGUAUGGGACGCUAGUGCGAUGUAUGCGAACCAAGGGUAUCUUGAAUCGGUGAAGACGACGCUCACCAGAGUUUCCAGGUCCAAACCCAAGGAGCCCGAGGUGGUCUCCAUCACCCGUCAGUUGAAGAUGGCUGAGGCUGAGACAUCCUCCGUCAAUCUCCCAAGCGAACAUUCGGAUGACUCUGCUUCACAGCGCGUGCCAGCGCAAGGCUUGUGGAACAGGUUCUUCAGACGGAGAGGGUCGGGAAAGUCGGAGUCCGAGGAGUCGGAGUCCGUCAAUAACCCGAACUACCGUUCGAAGGCAACUUUGGGGAUUCUCAGCGACAAGGAGACCGAUGAAGUACCAGGAACGGUACUGUUGCUCUCUUCAAAUCGCAACGAACCAUUGGGACUGCGGCACCAGCAGCGGCGGACGUCCGCAUCUUCUCUACCUAAUGCUUAUCCUUCAUCUCGUUCUUCGUCGCGCGCGACGGCUCCCCAGCCGAAGAAGACGGCAGACGGUCAGAUUGUCCUCAAUCCGCAGCCAGAUGAUUCCGUCAAUGACCCACUGAACUGGCCCAUGUGGCGGCGCGAUGCUGCGUUGCUCUCCCUGGGCUUUUACUGCUUAAUGGGAGGAGGAAUGACGCCCAUUCUUGCUGCGGGCUUCAACCAAGUCUCUGAGAGCUACGGUGUAAGCACUCAAAAAGUGGCCUACACCACCGGAUUGUACAUGUUGGGACUCGGAGUCGGGUCGGUCAUCAUGUCCCCAACCGCAAUUCUAUGGGGAAAGCGACCGGUGUAUCUCCUAGGGGCUACACUCUUUAUCCUUUCUGCUGUGUGGUGUGCCUUGUCUCCAAAUUACCCCAGUUUGGUGCUUGCUCGAAUUUUCCAAGGGAUCGCCGUCAGUACUGUCGAGUGUCUUCCCUCGGCUACUAUUGCCGAAAUCUACUUCCUGCAUGAGCGCGCAUAUCGUGUUGGCAUCUACACCCUUCUCCUCCUUGGCGGCAAAAACCUGGUGCCUCUGGUCAGCGCUGCUAUUAUCGGCAAUCUGGGAUGGCGUUGGGUGUUCUGGAUCGUCGCAAUUAUUGUUGGUGCUAGUCUCGUCCUCCUCUUCUUUUUCGUUCCCGAAACGUUCUGGGAUCGUACACCGCGUCCUCGUCGCUCUCACAAGCGUCCUCAUAUGAUACGGAGCGUAUCAGACCUGGUGACACACGGUCUCCGGGGUCGACAACUUCACCACCACCGUCUAGAGGACCCAGUCUUGGAUGGAGAUGCCAUCUCACCUGCUCCCAGAAAGACCAACAGGGGUCACGUCGGCUUUGCGGAGGAUCAAGUCCAGGAAGGAAAACCGGUAGAUGAGAAGGACAGAAACCGUGAUGACCAGCCAUCCGAAACACCAGCCGAGGACAACGACCAGCUGGGCUCGCCGGAUCCUGAGAAGCAUGACGCAUCCCUACAGAUACCAGCUCCAGCAGUCACUCGCGAGUCGGGCUCUCAGCGCGAUCUCGAAGCCGCUAGGCAAGCUGCUGUGUCACCGGCGCGCAGCGAAUCCGUAGAUCCAGCUGGACCACUGCCUCCAGCGCAGGUGUAUACCAACCGACUACGGGAGAAACCUCAAAUCCCCUUCACGCAUUAUCUGCGGAUUUGGAACGGACGAAUUUCGCAUGAUAAAUGGUUACGAGUCGCCGUCCGGCCGUUCAUUCUGUUCGCCUACCCGGCCGUUCUCUGGUCAGCAGUAGUGUAUUCGCUGUCGGUCGGAUGGCUUAUCGUGCUGUCCGAGUCUGUGGCGCAUCUCUACCAGGGCUCGCAGAAUUACAACUUCACACCUUUGCAGACAGGCCUCGUUUAUAUUUCCCCGUUUGUUGGCGGACUUUUGGGAACGGCAGUGGCCGGCAAAGUAUCCGAUGUGAUUGUGCGGUUUAUGUCUUGGCGCAAUGGAGGCGUUUACGAGCCAGAGUUCCGUCUUGUGAUGGCCAUCCCGAUUGCUCUAUCAACUUCGGCAGGAUUGAUGGCAUUUGGAUGGAGCUCGGAGGUGAAAGACUCCUGGAUCGUGCCUACGAUCUUCUUCGGUCUGGUUUCGUUUGGAUGCUGUCUCGGCAGCACCACAUCGAUCACUUUCUGCGUGGAUAGCUACCGGCAGUAUGCCGGUGAGGCCUUGGUGACUCUGAAUUGGAGCAAGAACGUAUUCCACGGUCUAAUUUUUUCGUUGUUUAUUGUCGACUGGCUUGAGGCAGACGGCGCUCGGACGGUAUUCCUCGCACUGGGGGGCAUUCAACUCGGAUGUUUGUUGUUCUCGAUACCCAUGUACAUCUACGGCAAGCGGGCUCGGAUGUGGACGGUACGGAAGUGUUUGAUGGAGAAGUUUUGA